AUGGCUAGGCUGUCAUCCUGUAUUUUUGAGUGGGAUGCAGGGGACCUCACUCUGCUGAGACGGGCCAAAAGGGAGCAACUCAUCCAACAGGGCUGGCCUACACUGACGGAGGCAGAACUGGACCAUCAUUUAACUAAAGCUGAGCUGCUCCAGCACUGCAGGAGGAGAACACGGGGAGAAGAAACCACUUUCCGCCUCCUUGAUAUGCUCAUCAGAGAGCUCAUGGGUGGCAAGGGGAAUGAUGCUCUUGGUGUUCCUCUACUUGACAGUGUGAGAAUGCAGCACAUCUGGAAUGUCCAGAGGCGGCACGUCACCUGUAUCCAAGACCCUCCAAAUGUGCCGCUCUAUACUGAAACUGGAACUACAAGCAAGGGUGGGGUGGUUCUAAAAACCUAUCGUUGUGCCAGAGGCUCCACAUCCCUGGAAUCAUUUCACUGCCACCUAAGCAGAUUUAUUCCAGGGAAUAGCGCAAACAGCCUGAACUUCCAGAUUUAUCUCCUGGAAGGUUUAUUACGCUGGAAUCAGGACCAGGCUGAAGCUGCUGUUGCAGAUGGAGGUUCAACUCUGCGCUCUUACACAGGGGAGCUGGUUUACUCUGUCAAUGAGAACUACAAUAAGUUGUAUGGCAGGAAAUUGGUCCCUAGCUUCACUCCCCCUGCAGCUCCACCACUGCUCAGUGUCCAGAAUCCUUUAGAUACACCAGUGCCCUCAGCAAUGGCUGUUGACGAGCACUGCAUUCCUGGAAUGGCAUUCCAGAUGGAUGCGUUGGCAGAGUGUCUGGUGGAGCUGCGCACACAGACAAGCCUCACACUUACCAACCAACAAGUUGCGACCAUUGUGGGUUUGUGGCAGAACCUGGACAAAUUUGAUAAAGACAGGGUGGUGUAUGCUGCUCGUCAUCAAGACAGGCUACUUACAGGACAUUUUAGGUCCCCAAAAAAGAAAGCUGUCUUCACUCCUGGUGUCGACAGCACAAAAAGGUGUUUUUUGGGUUCUAGCGGCUCUCCAGCACAGUGGCCUAAUUGCUGUCGCCUUGUUGAAAUGAUUUUCAUAAGGUUAUGUAACAUCCACCGAAGCACCAAGAAACAGCUGACAGAAUCUCUGUCUAGAUGGGAUCUCAUUCUUCGUGAUUACAGAAGAAUUCGGCAGCUAAUCCUGAGCAAUGGAACGGUGAUGAGUGACACAACCCUUCAGCUAGUUGAGGUAAAUCAGAGGACCCUUACGACAUGGCACAAUAUCCGUUUAAAGGGUCAGGAGGUCUACUUGCUGUUGCAAGGGCUGGACCUUCCAGAGGCACGUCCAGUGGCUUUGGAUGCUUUGCCUCCAGCACGAAUACAGCCUGUUGUGCCUCCACAAUAUAGCCACCAGUUGCAUACCUACCAGAUGCCACCAGACACAGCUGGACAGGCAAAGACAAAGUUUAGAAAGAUUGCGCCCUCAGCUACCUGUACAUCUGCCACAGCAACUUCAAUCUGGCCAUCAGCCGUACACCCUCAGCGUUCAGCCACGUCCAGCCAGCUAAGGACAAUUUGUCCCAGGCCGACAGCACCACACCCAUUGGUUCCUGACACACCCACUGCCCCUGUUGUUUCUUAGAUGUUUCUGGUGCCCUGCCCAGCCCCAUUUUCCACCAUUAACCCUGGAGCAAUUUCCUCUGACCCACCUGCAAAUGACACAGCCACUCCAACCAAACGGUCGUACAAUCGCACUGUAAAAGCAAAUUCAUGCAGAAAGUGUGGCCAAUUUCGUACUCAAGAAACUGGCCAUAGCCAGUACAAAGGCAAAAUAUAUUGCCCUAAUAAAGAAACAAUUACGAAGGAGCAGUGGUUACAGAUUAUGAGAAGAUAACUCAUUUAUUUAUGUGUGAUACAUUCAUUUUGUUCUCUUGGUUGGAUCUGUUCUGUUUUUUAUCUUCCAGCCAUAUUUAAUGUUAAAG
Messenger RNA from Carassius auratus (goldfish), 1936 nucleotides. RefSeq lists its product as uncharacterized. The coding region runs from base 1 to 1596 and encodes 531 amino acids. Lineage: Eukaryota; Metazoa; Chordata; Actinopteri; Cypriniformes; Cyprinidae. The record is from RefSeq and is a predicted model, not a curated record. The transcript has 4 exons.